Molecule: messenger RNA, 1654 nt
Organism: Medicago truncatula (barrel medic)
Lineage: Eukaryota; Viridiplantae; Streptophyta; Magnoliopsida; Fabales; Fabaceae
Exons: 1
Coding region: 102-1475 (457 amino acids)
Source: RefSeq, a predicted model, not a curated record
AUCAUUUGGUUUAAUAAUUUUUUAUUACUAAUAAUCUUUAUAAGAACAAGAAGAACCAAGUUCUCUGUAACACACAUCUGUGUCCUUUUGCCAUCUGAAAAAUGAACACUCCUUCUCUAAACCUUGUUUCUGAAUGUUUUAUCAAACCAUGUCCCCCAAUCGAAGACUCAAACCAAAUAUGCUAUUUAGGACCUUGGGAUAUUAGCAUGUUAUCUGCAUACUAUAUUCAAAAGGGUCUUCUCUUCAAAAAACCAACAUCAUCAUCACUAAACAAACAACAUUUCAUAGAGAACUUGGUAGAGAAACUGAAACACUCCCUUUCCCUCACACUUUUCCAUUUCCAUCCCCUCUCAGGCCGUCUUGUUACUAAAAAAUCUGAAGACCCUCAUUUUUACACUGUUUUUGUUGAUUGCAAAAACAGUCUCGGAGCUAAAUUUAUUCAUGCAACUUUAGAUAUCACCAUCAAUGAUAUUCUCUCACCUGUUGAUGUGCCACCUAUUGUUCAUUCAUUCUUUGACCACCACAGAGCAGUCAACCAUGAUGGACACACCAUGUCUUUGUUGUCCAUUCAAGUUACUGAAUUAUUGGAUAGUGUUUUUAUAGGUUGUUCCAUGAAUCAUUGUAUUGGUGAUGGAACUGGUUAUUGGAAUUUCUUUAACUCAUUUUCUGAGAUAUUUCAAAAUGAUGUUCAUGUUCCUGUUCCGAUUUCACAUAAACCUAUUCACAAUAGAUGGUUUCCAGAAGGUUAUGGUCCAAUCAUCAGCCUUCCUUUCAAACAUCAUGACGAGUUUAUUCAUAGAUAUGAAACACCUAUUUUGAGAGAGAGAAUAUUUCAUUUUUCAGCAGAGUCUAUUGCGAAACUUAAAGCAAAAGCUAACAAAGAGUCUGAUACAAACAAAAUCUCUUCUUUUCAAUCCUUAUCAGCACUAGUUUGGAGAUCUCUAACGCGUGCACGUCAGUUACAACAAGGUCAACGAACAACUUGCAAAUUGGCCGUAAACAACCGAACGAGAAUGGAACCACCUCUUCCUAAGGAAUAUUUUGGGAAUUCCAUCUACGCAGUGAGGGCUGAAACAACGGUAGGGGAAUUGCUGGAAAAUGAUCUAGGAUGGGCAGCAUGGAAGAUUCACCUGGCUAUUGCAAAUUAUGAUGAUAAAGUGGUGCGAAACUCGGUUGAAGAGUGGUUACGUUCGCCUUUUGUGUAUCGAAUGGAUCUGUUUUUUGAUCCUUAUACUGUGAUGAUGGGUAGUUCACCGAGGUUUAAUAUGUAUGGGAAUGAAUUUGGAAUGGGAAAAGCAUUGGCAGUUAGAAGUGGAUAUGCUAACAAAUUUGAUGGAAAAGUAACUUCAUAUCCAGGUCAAGAAGGAGGAGGGAGCAUUGAUCUUGAAGUGUGUCUUUCACCUGAGAAAAUGAUGGUUCUGGAAACAGAUCAAGAGUUCAUGAAUUCGGCGUCGGUGUGUAGUCCUUUGUUCUAGUCUUUGAGUAUGCUAUUGUGCUGUUUAAUGGGAAUGCGAGUGGUAAAUUUCUUUUACCCUUCAUCAUACAAAGGGCACUUUGUAACAUUUAAAAAAUAACAGCCUAAUAAUGAACUCUAAUUGAGAUUUUGGUGUUUUACCUACAAUACACAUUUCCUGUUUUCAUUUACCAAAACCAA